GAACGACGCAACAAAAACAACAAUAUCCUAGUUAUAUUCGGAAAUCGAUUGGCUCUGUCGUAAUUUUCUUAAUUGGACGUUAUCUUGGUGCGAAGUAUAGAAAAAUUAGUAGAAGUUGUAAAGCUCUUGUUUCCAGAAGUUUCAAUAAAUUCAGUGGUGAUAGAUUAAAUCAAGAAGAAAGUGCACGUGAAGGGGCCUUGAAUUUCGGUUGGCAUCUCCCAGAAUAUGCCUCCCGUCGCCUAAUAUUACCGGAGCCAGAUCACUGUUCAAUGCCAUACAUUUUGAUACGCGGUAAUUUAGCCUCAUACAGCCAUAAGUAUCCGUUUCGUGUGCUAGUCUCGGGAUUGAAAGCGGCCGAUCUCGAACAACUGAGUCGUUUUCCGUGUGGAGGAUACAGUGAUGAAUCUACGAUCGUGUAUCUGCAGCAUCCUUGUGUGAUAUUGACCGCAUUGGAGGUCCUAGGAUAUCGUGUAGUGGCAUCGUCGUCAACAGCCGUCAAACAAGAUUACAACGAGUACAUGUGGACUAUGCGAAAGGAGUUCCACGAUCCAGAACCGUACGUGUGCGAUACUUCAUCCAACAUUGUGGAACGGGACAAUCUGACCAACAGCGGUCGCGAGGUGAAUAAUUAUCCGCCAAGCAAUAAAAUUGACGUACCGGAAUAA
Molecule: messenger RNA, 665 nt
Organism: Malaya genurostris
Lineage: Eukaryota; Metazoa; Arthropoda; Insecta; Diptera; Culicidae
Exons: 4
Coding region: 270-665 (131 amino acids)
Biological process (GO): negative regulation of biosynthetic process
Source: RefSeq, a predicted model, not a curated record